This is a messenger RNA of Mesitornis unicolor (brown roatelo), 1723 nucleotides long. RefSeq names its product BRCA1 associated protein (gene BRAP). Gene Ontology annotation, molecular function: ubiquitin protein ligase activity; nucleic acid binding; zinc ion binding. The coding region runs from base 9 to 1694 and encodes 561 amino acids. Lineage: Eukaryota; Metazoa; Chordata; Aves; Mesitornithiformes; Mesitornithidae. The transcript is spliced from 11 exons. Gene Ontology annotation, cellular component: cytoplasm. The record is from RefSeq and is a predicted model, not a curated record. Gene Ontology annotation, biological process: protein ubiquitination; Ras protein signal transduction.
CUCUAGAGAUGGCUGCGGAGAGCACCGGAGCGGCCCCGACCGCUCUGCCGUCCUGUUUAGAGGGGAAAGGCCCAGGCGAGCGGGCGGCCAUCCUUCACCAGCACCUGGGCCGCAGGGAGAUGACCGACGUGAUCAUCGAGACCAUCCAGCCGCGGCCAGAUGAAGCAAAAGCUGCCGUGGAAGGAAGAAAAUCUUCAGAGGCUGCGUCUGCCGAGGACAAAAAUAAACAUGACGAUCAAAGUAAAGAGCGGGAGGCUGCUCCAGACUCGCCUUCAAAACAGCUCCCCGACCAGAUUUCCUUCUUCAGCGGCAACCCCUCGGUUGAAAUCGUUCACGGCAUUAUGCAUCUGUACAAAACAAACAAGAUGACCUCUCUCAAAGAGGACGUCAGGCGCAGCGCCAUGCUGUGCAUCCUCACUGUCCCUGCCACCAUGACCAGUCACGACCUGAUGAAGUUUGUGGCUUCCUUCUACGAAGUAAUCGAGCACAUGAAAAUCAUCCGGGAUUCCACUCCGAACCAGUACAUGGUGCUGAUCAAGUUUAGCUCGCAGGCUGACGCAGACAGCUUUUACAUGGCAUGCAACGGCCGGCAGUUCAACUCGAUAGAGGAGGACGUUUGCCAGCUGGUGUACGUGGAAAGGGCCGAAGUCUUCAAAUCGGAAGAUGGGGCCAGCCUGCCUGUGAUGGAUCUGACGGAGCUCCCGAAGUGCACCGUGUGCCUGGAGAGGAUGGAUGAGUCCGUGAACGGGAUCCUCACCACGCUGUGCAACCACAGCUUUCACAGCCAGUGUCUGCAGCGGUGGGAGGACACCACGUGUCCUGUCUGUAGAUAUUGCCAAACGCCUGAGCCAGUGGAAGAGAACAAGUGUUUUGAGUGUGGAGUUCAAGAAAACCUGUGGAUCUGUUUGAUCUGUGGGCACAUAGGCUGCGGCCGGUACGUGAGCCGACACGCUUACAAGCACUUUGAGGAGACCCAGCACACCUACGCGAUGCAGCUGACCAACCACAGAGUCUGGGACUAUGCUGGAGAUAACUACGUCCAUCGACUGGUUGCAAGCAAAACCGAUGGGAAGAUAGUUCAGUAUGAGUGCGAGGGAGAUAUGUGUCAGGAAGAGAAAAUUGAUGCCUUACAAUUAGAGUACUCGUAUUUGCUAACCAGCCAGCUGGAAUCGCAGCGCAUCUAUUGGGAAAACAAGAUUGUCCGGAUAGAAAAGGACACGGCGGAAGAGAUUAACAACAUGAAGACCAAAUUUAAAGAGACCAUUGAGAAGUGUGACAGUCUGGAGCAGAGGCUGAAUGACUUGCUCAAAGAAAAGCAGUCUGUCGAAAGGAAGUGUUCGCAGCUGAAUAACAAAGUGGUCAAACUUUCCAACGAGCUGAAGGAGGAGCAAGAACUGAAUAAGUGCUUGCGGGCGAAUCAAGCCUUGCUCCAGAACAAACUGAAGGAGGAGGAGAGGGUGUUGAAGGAAACCUGCGAGCAGAAGGACCUACAGAUCUCUGAGAUCCAGGAGCAGCUGCGGGAUGUCAUGUUCUACUUGGAGACACAGCAGAAAAUCAACCACCUCCCAGCCGAGACCCGCCAGGAGAUUCAGGAGGGACAGAUCAACAUCGCAGUGGCGUCCUCGGCCAGCUCCGCCGCGGGGGGCACGGGCAAACCCUCUGCCAGGAGAGGCCGUGGCAAGAGGGGCAAGUGAGAAGGGGAACGCUCCCAUCCUGAACCCGG